This is a messenger RNA of Notothenia coriiceps (black rockcod), 1640 nucleotides long. It is a transcript of the gene mapk12b, whose product is annotated as mitogen-activated protein kinase 12b. Gene Ontology annotation, molecular function: ATP binding; MAP kinase activity. Lineage: Eukaryota; Metazoa; Chordata; Actinopteri; Perciformes; Nototheniidae. The record is from RefSeq and is a predicted model, not a curated record. Gene Ontology annotation, biological process: protein phosphorylation. Bases 178 to 1260 code for a protein of 360 amino acids. The transcript is spliced from 12 exons.
GUGUGUGUGUGUGUGUGUGUGUGUGUGUGUGUGUGUGUGUGUGUGUGUGUGUGUGCGCGCGUGUGCGCGUGUGUGCUCUGCGGGACGGACUGCGCAUCUCUCCGUGUUGAAGUUAAACCUGUUUCUCUCUCGCCCCGGAGCAGUGCUCUCUCUCCUGUCCUCAGCUCUCCAAUCGGUAUGGCUAUGCGGGCCAGGACGGGAUUCUACCGGCAGGAGGUAAACAGAACCGUGUGGGAGGCUCCGGAGAGGUACCGGGACCUGAAGCAGGUCGGAACAGGCGCGUAUGGAACCGUGUGUUCAGCAUGGGACCGCCGGAUGGGGGCACAGGUGGCCAUCAAGAAACUUCACCGGCCCUUCCAGUCCAAACUGUUUGCAAAAAGAGCGUUCAGAGAGCUGCGACUCCUCAAACACAUGAAGCACGAAAAUGUUAUUGGGCUGCUGGAUGUCUUCACUGCUGAGAUCGCAUUGGACCGCUUGCGUGAUUUUUACCUGGUGAUGCCGUUCAUGGGAACCGACCUCGGAAAGUUGAUGAAGAUGGAGAAACUAUCCGAGGACAGAGUGCAGUUCCUGGUCUAUCAGAUGCUGAGAGGACUCAAGUAUAUCCACUCUGCAGGGAUCAUUCACAGGGACCUGAAACCUGGAAACUUAGCCAUUAACCCAGACUGUGAGCUGAAGAUUCUUGAUUUUGGCCUGGCGAGGCAGGCCGACGCUGAGAUGACCGGCUACGUGGUGACGCGCUGGUACAGAGCGCCCGAGGUCAUCCUCAACUGGAUGCACUACACACAAACUGUGGACAUCUGGUCGGCAGGUUGUAUCAUGGCAGAGAUGCUGCUGGGAAAGCCGCUGUUCAAAGGAAGUGAUCAUCUGGACCAGCUCAGAGAAAUCAUGAAGAUCACAGGAACCCCAGCUACUGACUUUGUGGUGAAGCUACAGAGCCAAGAUGCCAAAAACUACAUCAGAAGUCUACCCAAAGUGCCAAAGAAAGACUUGCACUCUAUUUUCUCCAAAGCCAGCUCCAAUGCAGUGUGUGUGUUGGAAAAGAUGCUGCUCCUGGACCCCGAGCAGAGGGUGAGCGCCUCACAGGCUCUGGAUCUGCCUUUCUUCAGCGAGUUCAGAGACACUGAGGAGGAGACGGAGGCGCAGCCCUACGAUCAGACCAUGGACAACACAGACCUGCCGUUGGACCAGUGGAAACGUCACACCUUCACAGAGAUACUGACCUUCAGACUGCCCAGGGACUCCAGAGAGACGGCACUUUAAGAGCACACACAACACACACACAAACACACACACACACACACACACACACACACACACACACACACACUUGCACGUGCACACAACAUGACACACACUCACACAUACACGCCUGCACCAUUCUUUUCUUGUUGAUCUUGGUACAUUUUGUAGCACUAAUUGAUAGUUUGUUUGAAUUGUUUUCCUCAAUAAAUGAGAUUUGCUUAAUUGUUAACUGGCUCAGUUGAAUUGCGUGAUGUGAUACUACUUUUAGUCGUAUUUUAUUUUUCAUUUAUUCUCAUUCUAUGUAUUUCUAUUUUAUUAUUUGCUCUGUUUUUGACUAUGUAUUCUCAUGUUUAGUUGAAUUUUUGAAUUCACUUGUUGUCCGUGUGUUUGUAUGUUAA